Drosophila takahashii is the source of this 879-nucleotide messenger RNA. RefSeq names its product nuclear transcription factor Y subunit beta. The record is from RefSeq and is a predicted model, not a curated record. Lineage: Eukaryota; Metazoa; Arthropoda; Insecta; Diptera; Drosophilidae.
AUGCUCCAGUUUAUACGCCUCGAGCCGGAGCUCUCGAGCGCCAUCGAGAUUGUCAAACGCCCCGUCAAGUGGCACCUGUCUCCCCUGAAGCUGUACUCGUAUAAAUAUCAUUACAUUUUAGUGUUCCGACAUCAGACGCUCCACAGCCAAACAUCCAACAAGAUGAAAACCUUCUGCCUGACCCUCGCUUUGUGCGCCUGCCUGGCGGCCGCGGAUGUGUCCCACCUGCAACCUGGCAGCAGCUACCUGCCGCCUCCUCGUCCGGAGCACGCAGUGUCCAUGAGCAUCGAGCAGCAGGAGCUGCGUGAGCUGCCCGAACAGGUGGAGUACAUGCGUCCGAAUGAGCAGGGUCAGAUGGAGCCGAUGCCCAGCAGCCUGCUCACACCUCCCGCUCCAGUGGAUCAGCAGGAGGAAGCUGUGCCCUCCACUCGCUACCUGCCACCCGCACCAGUUGCCGCCGCUCCAGUCCAGAUGGAUGCUGAGCCCAUGAUGAUGCCCCAGAUGGAGAUGGCUCCCGAGGAGGUUGUCAUGGAGAAGCUGCAGGAGCAACCAGAGCUGGCCAACCGUUACCUGCCCCCCGCACCAGUCUCCGAACAGCAGUUGACCUACCAGCAAUACCAGGAGCAGAUGCAGCAGUUCCAGAUGCAGGAACAGCAGCAGCAGGAUCAGCAGCCCCAGGAGGAGCAGCCCCAGCAAUUUCAGGAUCAGCCAGCUGCGGAGGAGGAGCAGCAGAUGCCAUACAUUCUGGAUGUCCAGCAGCCCAUGGCUCCGUCCGAUGUGGAGACCCAGGAGCAACUGGAACCGGAGCCCGCCCACGAGCUCCGUGCCGAUGGCUACCACUACAAACAGGCCGAGGAACACCGUCGUCUGCGGCAUUAA